Molecule: messenger RNA, 750 nt
Organism: Synchytrium microbalum
Lineage: Eukaryota; Fungi; Chytridiomycota; Chytridiomycetes; Synchytriales; Synchytriaceae
Exons: 10
Coding region: 1-750 (249 amino acids)
Source: RefSeq, a predicted model, not a curated record
AUGGCCACUACCGCUUCUACUCCUGCUGUUGCAACUACUGCUGCUCCAGCUGCUGCGACUGAUGCUGCUCCAGCUCCUGCUGCCUCCGGUGAUCAUGAAGUUGCUCAACACACGAAAGAAGACCAUGUCAUCACACGCACAGUUGUGAUUGCUUUGGACUCGUCUCCUUUCUCUGAUCAUGCUUUCAACUGGGCCUGCGAAGUAAACUUAUUAUUUGAAACCGUCAAUAUUGGAGCUUCGUUUGGACAUGUCGCUCAUAUCCUCUAUUCAAAACAGAACUUUGUCAAGUCUGAUUCCGAUUUGGUCGUCCUCAUUUCUGUAAGGAGCGUCGCUACUGUUCCGGGUCCCUAUGGUGCUGCCUAUAUGGACUUCACCGGUAUUCCCAAUACUUAUGCCAGCAACAUCGAAAGCGAAUACCUGACUCAAAUGGAAGAAGCAAACAGGGCUGCCUCUCACGCUCUCUUACAACAAUAUGGAGCAAAGCUCAAGAAAAGCAACAUCGCAUGCAAGGCAAUUGCAAUGAGGGGUGAUCCACGUGACGAAAUCACACGCAAGGUACAAGAGCUCAACGCGGAUGUUUUGGUGGUUGGCAGCCGUGGUCUUGGAGCCAUCAAGCGUACAUUCUUGGGAUCUGUCUCUGAUUAUUUGGUUCACCAUGUCGUCUUGGUCGUUCGUGAUCGUGAAGAUCAAGCUCAACCUCCUACACAAUCUGCUGCUGUACCUGUACCUGUCCCUGCCGCAAGCAAGUAG